AUGGUUGGAGCAGUUCUUCUACACGGUCGUGAACAACAACUUAUAACUUUAUGGAAUGAGCUUAACGCCCUUUAUAGAAAGCAUUCGAACGAUAACCGUACUCAACGAACAACACAUCGACUAAUGUUUACCUCAUUCGUUGUGUAUGCUAAGACGGUCGAACAUAGCAAAGAUGUACUGGCAAACUGCUCUCGACUGGUGAAGGAAGUUCUUUCUUUGAGACAAAAGAUCGUCUCAGAAAGACAGACCAUCCACUUCCUUCGCCGUUGUCAACAACAUCAGGUCACUCCUGAUCUCAUAGCCAACAAACGACUUCACGAGAUAAGCGGUGUCUCCAAAGAAAGUCGGCAGAUGCACAAUAUCGAAGAACAGCUACGCAUGGCAUUGAAGAGAAGACGGGAUCCUAUGUUCUCGCUGUUCAGAAAGUGUAUGUAUUAA
Necator americanus (New World hookworm) is the source of this 438-nucleotide messenger RNA. RefSeq lists its product as uncharacterized. The record is from RefSeq and is a predicted model, not a curated record. The transcript has 3 exons. Lineage: Eukaryota; Metazoa; Nematoda; Chromadorea; Rhabditida; Ancylostomatidae. The coding region runs from base 1 to 438 and encodes 145 amino acids.